Brassica rapa (field mustard) is the source of this 5916-nucleotide messenger RNA. RefSeq names its product receptor like protein 23-like. Gene Ontology annotation, molecular function: protein binding. NCBI's taxonomy places the organism in Eukaryota, Viridiplantae, Streptophyta, Magnoliopsida, Brassicales, Brassicaceae. The record is from RefSeq and is a predicted model, not a curated record.
AACGCAAUAUCCUAUGUUCUUAUAUCUUUAUCCAAUGCUUUGUUCUGAUUUCAUGUGUUUUAAAUUAAGAAACCUGGAUCUUAGUCUUAUAUAUAUACAUAUCCUGGUGUCCUGCCUCCAACUUCUCUUAGGAAGAAGAGGAUAGAUGAAAAACCUUGGUUAAGUAAACAAAAACGAAACAAAGGAAUAGGAGAAAAAGCAGAGGAUCACACCAUAUUAAGUUCUCAAGUCUUAAAAAUUACCACCGACAGGGAAUUUUUCUGAAUUCAUAAAUGCCUUUCACAUUUUUGAAAAAUGACAAAUAAUAGAAGAGAAGAUAGAGACGUAUUAUAAUGAAAGCUUAAGUAAAUUAAAAACAAAAUCAUCACUUCGUUAAUAAAAGAAAACCAACUAACUAGGCUUGACUUGUACAGAGGAGGGCUAAAAGCAAAGGAAUUAUAUGAUUCAACUAUAACAGAGGGCUCUCAUGCAUUCGUAUCGUACGCUGUUAUUAAUUACUAAUUAGUAAAUGAAACAUUAUAAUUAAAUGAACCAUAAUGCCAAAACAGAGCCUAUUACGGACGACGGGGUGAGCAAGAGACCGACGCUUUAAUAAUCGAGGCCAAAUCCAAUUUCAUGACUAGUAAAAUCAGAGAUCUUAGCUUUAAUAUUGCAACGGAUGCGAAAAAGAUUAAUAUGAUUCGUGUUUAAUUAUUUAUUAGUUUAUCGAAUAUUAGUUUAUAAAGGUUUUUAGAAAAAAACUACAAACUUAAUUAUGCGAUAUUCCAAUCCGAGUUACACGUUAGAAAAAUUAACAAACGUGGAACCUACUCCAAUCUCUUGUGCAAAGUGUUCAUACUUUUAUAAGCCAAGUAGUCUUGGGUAGUGCCACACUCUGUCUCCUUAUUUAUACCAGCAUUUAGACAUGUUCUGUCUUACACCAAAAAAAACAAAACAUUUUCUGUCUAUUUGCUCAACCAAAAUUAUUCUUCUUAAAAGUCUUCGAAGAAGAAAAUGUCGAAAUGCUCUAUGCAUUUGAAUUUUCUCUUGGUGCUCUUAUUCUGUUGUGUCUCUCCUGCAAGCUUCGACCUUUUGGUAGAAAAUCCUGUUGCUGGUCUUGUUGCGUGUAGUCCCCGUCAGAUUCAAGCUCUGACGCAGUUCAAGAACGAGUUUGAUACUCGUGGUUGCAACCAUAGUGACAACUCAAAUGGAGUCUGGUGCGAUAACUCCACGGGUGCGAUCACAAAGUUACAACUGAGUGAUUGCCUCAGUGGAACCUUGAAGCCCAACAGUAGCCUCUUCAGUUUGCAUCACCUUCGUUACCUUAAUCUGUCUGAAAACAACUUCAGUUCCUCUUCACUUCCCACUGAAUUUAGCAAUCUCAAAAAACUAGAGGUCUUGUCUCUUUCCUCAAAUGGUUUCCUCGGUCAAGUUCCUUCCUCAUUUAGUAACCUAAACAAGCUUUCUGUUUUAAGCCUUUCUAAGAACGACCUCACUGGACGUUUCCCUCUUGUGUGGAAUCUAACCAAGCUUGUACUUUUAGACCUUUCUGAUAAUCAUUUCUCUGGACCUCUGAAUCCAAAAAGUGCACUCUUUGAGUUGCACCAGCUCCGUGACCUUUUUCUUAGCAAUAACAACUUCAGUUCUUCACUCUCUUCAGAAUUUGGCAAGCUCAGCAAUUUAGAGGUUUUGUAUCUUCCUUCUAAUGGCUUUUCCGGUCAAUUUCCUCCCACAAUUAGUAAUCUAACCAAGCUCAAAGUUUUAAGACUUUCCAAUAAUCACUUAUCUGGAACACUGGCUCCUAACAGUGGCCUCUUUGAGUUGCAUGAGCUCCGUUUCCUUAUGCUAGAUUACAACAACUUCAGUUCCUCACUCCCUUCUGAGUUUGGCAAUCUCAACAACUUAGAGUUUUUGUAUCUUACCUUUAAUCUUUUCUCCGGUCAGAUUCCUCCCACAAUUAGUAACUUAACAUCUUUAGUUAUAUUGUUCCUUGCCGAAAACGAGCUCACUGGUAGUUUCCCGCUUGUGUGGAGUCUAAGCAAACUCUCCAUGCUAGACCUUUCAGAUAAUUACUUCACUGGAACACUGAACCCCAACAGUGGCCUCUUCGAGUUGCAGGACCUACGUUACCUUAACCUAGGUUACAACAACUUCAGUUCAAAACUCCCGUCCGAAUUUGGCAAUCUCACCAUAUUAGAGGUCUUGUCUCUUGAAUCUAAUAGCUUCACAGGGGAAAUAAUAUGCAACGUAAGCUCUCUUUUUGGUCUUGUCCUAAGCUACAACAACUUCACUGGUCAAGUUCCUCCUUGUCUUAGUAACAUUCCAUUUGUGAUUCUUCGAGAGAACAACUUGGAAGGUUCACUUCCAGACAAUUUUUACGUCGACGCUUCUGUGCAGACACUUGACGUUGGACGCAAUCAGUUAGUCGUGAAGCUUCCAAAGUCUCUUAUAAAUUGCUCCUCUUUAAGGGUGCUAGUGGUUGACCACAAUAGUAUCAAAGACACGUUUCCUUUUUGGCUCAAGGCUUUACCAAAUUUGCAUGUCUUUAUCCUUCGGUCAAACGAUUUCUAUGGCUCCAUUUCUCCUCCUGAUCAAGGUCCUCUGGGGUUUCCUGAGCUGCGGAUACUUGAAAUAUCUGAUAAUAAUUUCACUGGAAGCUUGCCAACAAAUUAUUUCUUGAACUGGAAAGCAUCAUUGCCCACGACAAAUGAAGAUGAGGGUGGUUUAUACAUGGCCUACAAUAAGACUGCUUAUGCUCCAAUAUUUUAUACCUACACUGAUGUAUUAGAUUUGCAGUACAAAGGUAUAUCAAUGGAGCAGGAGAAGAUCCUUACUUUCUACGCGGCCAUUGAUUUUUCUGGAAACAAACUUGAAGGACAGAUUCCUGAAUCCAUUGGUCUCUUGAAGGCAUUGAUUGCACUCAACUUAUCAAACAACACCUUCACAGGCCAUAUCCCUCUGUCUUUGGCUAACCUCACGGAGCUCGAGUCACUUGAUCUAUCAAGCAACCAACUCUCAGGGACUAUUCCUAAUGGACUUGGGAGCCUCUCCUUUUUGGCAUACAUAAAUGUUUCUCACAACCAACUUAAGGGUGAAAUACCACAAGGAACACAGUUUAGUGGGCAAGCUGAAUCAUCAUUUGAAGGGAAUGCAGGUCUAUGUGGUCUUCCUCUGAAAGAAAGAUGCAUUGGGAGUAAUGUAUCCCCAACACAACAACCUAAGGAUGAAGACGAAGAAGGAGAAGUGUUGAGCUGGAAAGCAGCUGCGAUUGGGUAUGGGGCUGGAAUGUUGUUUGGAUUGACAAUAGCACAAGUUAUUGCUUCAUUCAAGCCGGAGUGGCUCACCAAGAUAAUUGGUCCGUAUAAGCUCAGAAACCACUAGCAUUGCUUCAGUUUAAGUUUUAUCUUUCCUUGUUUUUAUCAAGUAGUUGUGGUCUUGUAUUGAAGCUUUUCCUUAUGUUUUAUGUUCUAUGUAUGAUACUUCGUUUGCUUUCUUCUUCUAUCAAAUAAGAAUGGUGUGUUUUCUGUAGUCAUAUUCAUAUGCGUCUCUGUUUUUUAUUUUCUAAUGAGGAAAAUGGUAGAAGCCAAGGACCAUGACCAUCCCCAUAAGCGCAAAGGCUUAAUCUAAACUUUACCUAAUGAAAAAAAUUAGGAGAUUGAAGGAAACAUCAGAAACCCAAAAUUAAAAUUUUAGAUUACAAAAAAAAAAACCAUGCCUCACCCUGAGCACAACUGCACAAGUACCUAAUCUUAUAAAUAAGUAAACCCCAACAGCUCACAUCUUUUUCAAAACAUUCAUACCCUAAAGGAUCAUUUCUCAAUACUAAGUACCAUCAUAUUCCUUUCCCCUAACAAAAUAAUAAAAAGAGACAAUAUGGAGCUAGUAAUCUCUCAGAGUGUUCCUCUUAUUCUUUUCAAGUUUUAAGUACAUUUGAAGCCAUGACAAACUGAGAGGAUGAUGAUGAGAAUCAAAGCAAUGAUAAUACCAGCGACUAUGAGCUUAAUCUUCAUGUUCUCAAACCACAUCUUUCUUCUUAUCUUUGUUCCUUGCGUUCUGAAAUCUUGUGCCUGUAGAUAUUCGAAUUGGAAAAUAUAAGAGCUUACCGUAUAUGCAUACACAGAAGUUUUUCCCUUGAUUGAAUGAAUUAAAUUGCUGAAGAAGAAGUUUAUCAAAAAACCUCUGACAUAUAUGAGUGGAAGGUAAAAGUACUUACCUGUGAACGAAGGUCUUCAGUUUUGUCCACUAGAAGCUCAAUUUUCUCACCACGGUCAAGGACCUGCCAUUAAACGAAUUACAUAAACUCACUCAGGUUUGCAGAAGUGGGUCACUUGAGAAAUAUUUUUUCAGACAUUUAGCCAUUUAUGACAAACAUGCUCAAGUUAAUAAAGCAGAAUUGUGAGAUUUGACAUAUUAUAUACUAUUCUAACCUUCUCAAUGUUCUCCAUCAUAACACCUUUCACCUCAGUCACCUGAGCCUUAACCUUAGCAAGUUUGUUAAUCUCCUCAGGAUGAUCCACACAGUACUGCAUAUGCUCCUUCAGUUUAGACCUUUACAACCAAAAGAGUUAUAUAAAAAAAAAAGAUAUCCACAAAGACUAAUUAAAGAGGAAGUUUGUGUGUUUGACAUUCUGAUGGUAGAGUUAUAAAGUACCCAAACUCUUUGUUCAAGCUAUUGGGUUUAGCAGUGGUAGCCUUUCCACCACCAUAUCUCUUGUUGAAAUCUUCCUUAACACGCUCCAAGAAGGCCAUUGGAAUCUGCCUCCCAACCGAUUCAACAGCAACAACACAAUACGCUACACAAACAAACAUUCUUUUGUCAGAUCCAUGAAACAAAUCCUAAUGUGUUAUACACUAGUCGUCAAGAACCAAUUCAUCAAACAUGAAGCAAACAACUAAGUCUUGUGAAAAACAAGCUAUACAUAAAAAACCUCAACCGAAUUAGAACAACAAUAAAACAAAGAUCGAGAGAUAUCCGAACCAAGAUAUGUAGCAGUAAGUAAGAAAAGAAAAACAUAUAAUCUGAUCCGACAUACAUCCAUCAAUACAAAAGAAAACUAACUUCAGACAAACAUUGGCAAGAAACCCUAACAUAUGUCCAAACGCACACAAAGGACCCCUUUACAAAAGCAGAACAAAUGCCAUAGAUAUACAAACCAAUAAAGAGAAUCAUAUUCAACAACGUGGUGGGUUGAUAGAGAGACUCACUGAAGCCAUUUACGACGAGGUAAUUGAAGGUGUGACCGUCGCAGUUGUAGGUAAACUUGUUGUUCGAAGAAGGAAGCUUCUGGAGGCACUGUGCAGCAACGGAAGUAAAGUUACCUUUAAACUCAGUAUACUCGGCGAGAAUCACCGUGCCACGAGCCACGAAGCUGUAGAUCAAGUUCUGUUGUCCCAUUGUUCUCUUUGUUCCGAAGAAGAAGAAGAAAAGCAAACCCUAUAUCGCACCACAAAUCUGAAUAUUGAAUUCGAUGAAAGAGAACAGUGUCUUUUUCAGUUUUCUUGAUAUGCACGUAAGUAAGAAAGAUCCAAAAUAAAAGGGAAAAUGAAAGGGAGAGAGAGAGAUGGGGUCGACGCUGUGUUCGUUUGAAAGUUUUUCUUGUAAGUUGAAAACAAACAACAAAAGUUGAAAACGCUGGAUUUUCGCGUGAGGUAUCAAGAGAGAAGUUUCCCUUUUUAUCACGGUCUCGUUCUGAUUAAUUAGUAUCAGUUUCAUAAUUUUAUUUAAUACAGUAUAUUUAAUUAAUCCUUUAUUUUAUGUAUCUGCUUUCUAGGUUGUAAACUUGUAAUGCACAUUUAUCUUAGAUCCAGUGGACUUAAAAAUGUGUAAAUUGCACCUGUUUCGCAAUAAAAAAUUAUGAAAAAAAUUAUUUCCAAAUUACAUUUUUUUUUUACAUUUUCCAUGCAUUUUUCAGUUAAGACUAACUAAUUAUAAAUUUU